This is a messenger RNA of Suncus etruscus (white-toothed pygmy shrew), 1696 nucleotides long. RefSeq names its product NIMA related kinase 3 (gene NEK3). The transcript is spliced from 15 exons. NCBI's taxonomy places the organism in Eukaryota, Metazoa, Chordata, Mammalia, Eulipotyphla, Soricidae. The record is from RefSeq and is a predicted model, not a curated record. Gene Ontology annotation, molecular function: protein kinase activity; ATP binding. Gene Ontology annotation, biological process: protein phosphorylation. Bases 56 to 1576 code for a protein of 506 amino acids.
GGGAGAGCCCUGAGCACUGUGCCUGAGUGAAGCAAGGCUGCGCGGAUGACCCACUAUGGACAGCUACACAGUCCUGAGAGUGAUCGGGGAUGGCUCCUUCGGCAGAGUCCUCUUGGUUCGGCAGGAAAGCAGUACUCAGAUGUGUGCCAUGAAGGAAAUCAGACUUCCCAAGUCUUUCUCUGAUACAGAGAAUUCUAGGAAGGAGGCUAUUCUGCUGGCCAGAAUGAAACACCCUAAUGUUGUUGCUUUUAAAGAAUCAUUUGAAGCUGAAGGACACCUGUAUAUUGUGAUGGAGUAUUGUGAUGGAGGAGAUCUAAUGCAGAAGAUUAAACAUCAGAAAGGACAGUUAUUUCCUGAAGAUGUGAUACUUAACUGGUUUACACAGAUGUGCCUUGGAGUGAACCACAUCCACAAGAAACGUGUAUUACACAGAGACAUCAAGUCCAAGAAUAUCUUUCUUACCCAAAGUGGGAAAAUAAAACUGGGAGAUUUUGGAUCUGCCCGUCUUCUCUCCAAUCCCAUGGCAUUUGCUUGUACAUAUGUGGGAACACCUUAUUAUGUGCCCCCAGAAAUUUGGGAGAACCUGCCUUAUAACAAUAAGAGUGACAUCUGGUCCAUGGGAUGUAUUCUGUAUGAACUAUGUACUCUUAAGCAUCCAUUUCAGGCUAAUAGUUGGAAAAGUCUUAUCCUCAAAAUCUGUCAGGGGUCUAUAAGCCCACUGCCCUCUCAUUAUUCCUAUGAGCUUCAGCAGCUCCUCAAGCAGAUGUUUAAGAAGAACCCCUCCCAUCGCCCUUCAACCACCACACUUCUUGCUAGAGGCACAGUAUCUCGGUUUAUCCGGAAAUGCUUACCCCCAGAGAUUAUCAAAGAAUAUGGUGAGCAGAUAUUGGAAGAAACAAAAAAAUCUAAGCAUAAUAUUCCAAAAAAAAAGGCAGACCCUGGCAGACUCAGGAGAGCCUUGGACGAGGAGGUGGGUCUAAUGCAAGGAGAAGAACAAGGGAGAAAGUGUAGCCACACUGAGUUAGAAAGCAUCAAUAAAAAUUUGGUUGAAAAUGCAUUGCAGAGAAUAAACAGAGAAGAGAAAGAUGAUAAAUCAGCACCUUCAAGGAAAACCAAUUCAACAAGUCCUCUCAGGCGACAAUGGGGAAAAGAUGCAUCUAAUACCACUCUGACAGCUUUGGAGAAUGCAUCCAUACUCACCUCCAGUUUAAAGGCAGGUGAUGAUGGAGGUGGCUCUGUAAUAAAGUACAGUGAAAACAAUACCCGUAAGCAGUGGCUCAAAGAGACUCCUGAAACCUUGUUGAAUAUCCUUAAGAAUGCUGAUCUCAGCUUGGCAUUUCAGACAUAUACAAUCUACAGACCAGGUACUGAAGGGUUCUUAAAAGGGCCCCUCUCUGAAGAGAUGGAAGAGUCGGACAGUGUUGAUGGAGAUCAAGAUGUUGUCACUUUGGAUCCAGAGAGACUUGAACCUAGACUAGAUGAGGAGGACACGGAUUUUGAAGAUGAUGAUGACAACUAUGAUUGGGUGUCAGAGCUUAAGCUGCGAAGUGGAUGGAAAGAAGUGUCUGAUGGCUAAUUUCAAAGAUCUGUUCCCUAGUCACAUUGAAUAUAUGUUUAAACUGAAGAAUUAAUGUUUGGUUAAUACUUAGCUAGUAGGAUGUAUGUUAAAAACAAGAUGAAAGGACAGGAAUCAAUA